AGAAAAGAAGGGGACUUUUGACCUUGAUGAUGCUACCCGGGAAUUUGGUGCUAGAUUUUUUCUUUGGUCUGUGGAAGCGAGUCGGUUGAAGGAAAAUGACUUCUGAGAAGGAUGAAAGUGAGGAUGCCCCGCAGCCAGAAUACAACUGGACAGGGAUCGUCAUAUCAGCCCUGGUCAUCACGGUCAUCCUGAGUCUGGUGGUCAUUUCAACCAUCAUGUUGACCCCGACUGGAGAAGGUCAUAAUGCCACUGACAUCACCUUGUCCAUGUUUUUGUCUGGGGACCUGGACCCGAGGCUCUUCAAUGGCACUUGGCUUUCCAGUACCCAGUUCGUCUUCAAGACAGAAGAAGGUGGGAUUAAUUUGUUUGACGUGAAUACGCUUUGGAGUUCUGUGCUGGUCCCCAGUCGUGUUAUGGCGUGGCACAACCCAAAGGAAUACGUUGUUUCACCGGAUGCUUCCGACGUGCUGUUCAUCUCUGAAAUCAAACAACUCACAUAUCGCGGAAAGGAAGCUAAAUAUCUGGUCUAUCACAUUGAUUCGGAUCGCACGCAUCCAGUUUCCCCUCCACCGCAUCCCCACCCGCAUUCAGCAGACAAGGACAAGAUUCAAAGACUGCAAUUUGCCACUUGGACCAGGUUUUCGCGGAAGCCAUUUUCAGGCGGCAAAAACUCGAAAUUCAGCAACUCCGUGUCAGACGGCAACAGCGAUCAGCUGCCUAUAGUGUCUGCUGGUGCUGCUGGGGGCCCAUCAGAACCCAUCAACAGCGGGUCUCCGCACGGGAACGGACUCGUUUUCGUGCACAAAAAUGACGUUUACUUUAAGCCGUCUGCGAGGCACAGGACUGUGGAACGGAUCACCACUGAUGGAGUCCCUGGUGUGGUGUACAAUGGUGUCCCUGAUCUGGCCCUUGAGGAAAACAUCUUCACUGGAGGACAUGCCAUUUGGGUGUCACCUGAAGGCAAGAAGAUGGUGUUUGCCAAAUUCAAUGACAGUGGCUUGCCUGAGGUUCUUGCGCCCACUUACUCUUCACGGUCCUGGUCUCCAAAAGAAGCUGGAGACAUUAUUGGGAAAGACCAACAACAGCAACCCUUGCCUCAGGAAAUCUCUGGGGGAAAGGUUUUCAGGAUGCCCAAGGCUGGGUCUUCAGUUCCUGAAGUGACUCUCUGGAUUGCUGAUUUGACAAAACCUGUGAAGAAAGCACAAGUCAUGGUUCGACCACCUAUUGGAUUUCAAAAUGCGUGGGUUUUGAGAAUUUCUGAAAAAGUGAUUUUCCAACCUCAGUUUCGUGGGUUGAUGAAUCAAAAGUUUCUGUUGUGUGGACUANUGACAAAUUUCAGUCGCACGCAUCCAGUUUCCCCUCCACCGCAUCCCCACCCGCAUUCAGCAGACAAGGACAAGAUUCAAAGACUGCAAUUUGCCACUUGGACCAGGUUUUCGCGGAAGCCAUUUUCAGGCGGCAAAAACUCGAAAUUCAGCAACUCCGUGUCAGACGGCAACAGCGAUCAGCUGCCUAUAGUGUCUGCUGGUGCUGCUGGGGGCCCAUCAGAACCCAUCAACAGCGGGUCUCCGCACGGGAACGGACUCGUUUUCGUGCACAAAAAUGACGUUUACUUUAAGCCGUCUGCGAGGCACAGGACUGUGGAACGGAUCACCACUGAUGGAGUCCCUGGUGUGGUGUACAAUGGUGUCCCUGAUCUGGCCCUUGAGGAAAACAUCUUCACUGGAGGACACGCCAUUUGGGUGUCACCUGAAGGCAAGAAGAUGGUGUUUGCCAAAUUCAAUGACAGUGGCUUGCCUGAGGUUCUUGCACCCACUUACUCUUCACGGUCCUGGUCUCCAAAAGAAGCUGGAGACAUUAUUGGGAAAGACCAACAACAGCAACCCUUGCCUCAGGAAAUCUCUGGGGGAAAGGUUUUCAGGAUGCCCAAGGCUGGGUCUUCAGUUCCUGAAGUGACUCUCUGGAUUGCUGAUUUGACAAAACCUGUGAAGAAAGCACAAGUCAUGGUUCGACCACCUAUUGGAUUUCAAAAUGCAAGUGAUUUUCCAACCUCAGUUUCGUGGGUUGAUGAAUCAAAAGUUUCUGUUGUGUGGACUAACAGAAGACGAGACCAUGCAAUUCUGUCUUUGUGUGAAGCCAAGAGCAACUGGCAUUGCAAGACGGUGUUUACUGAGAAGAACAAGGCAGGAGGAAGUGCUUGGAUUGGAGGCAACCCACUUUAUUCCAUUGAUGGUAAACAUGCAGUGUUUCUGUCUGCCAAGCCUCUGUGGGGCAUCAAGCAGAUCAGGAUUGCUGAGCUGAGUUCAACUGAUGGAGGGGAACAGAAAUCAGACUUGCCAAGAGACUUUGACUUUGAUUUCUUCAGUUUUGAGCCUACUGAACUGCUGGGAUGGGAUGAGAAGGAGAACUUCAUCUUAUUUAUGGCAAAGAUGAAUGGAUCACAGCGCCAUCUGAUGUCCAUGGGAGACCAUAGUGCAGACUUUGGUCAAGUCUUGAAAGUAUACUGCAUCACAUGUGACUUGGCUCUCAAUGAGACUGAAUCUUCCUCACCAUUCUACAGGCAUCAAUGCCUUGCUUUUAGAGCCUGGCUCAGUCCUUCCCUUGGUCAUUAUGUUUUGGAAUGUGCUGGUCCCAGGAUUCCUUGGGCUUGGUUGUUUGCAUCUCCUGGUCAUGAGCCCAUUGUGGCUCUAGACACAAAUUCAGACAUGACUGCUGCCACUGAGGACCUGACAAUGCCUGAAUUCAUGAAGUACAAGAUAGAGUUUUCAGAUGGAUUCACUGAUAAGAUCCCUUUGAUCUUGCCUCAUGGGAUCCACCCACGCUACACCUUUGACACUGAAAUCAAAUAUCCCAUUGUGAUUCAAAUGGGAGCAGCUCCUGGAUACAACAAAGAUGAUACCCAUGAGUGGGUUAUGCACUGGGGAAUGUCUUUGGCUUCUUCCAAGGACAUGAUUUAUGCUUUGAUCCAGGUGGAAACGGAUCCUCCAGUGGAUGGACAACCCAAGGAAACCACUUUGGGCAGGUUCAAUUUGAAUAGGCAGUUGGAAGCAGUCAAGAUUCUCUUGACAGAGUUGCCAAUUGUGAACCAGUCCAUGGUUUUGGUCUGGGGUUGGGGUGAGGGUGGGUACUUGGCUCUGGAAGCCAUGGCUGAGAUGGUGGAUCCAGUGAUCAGGUGUGGGAUUGCUGUUGCUCCCAUCACUUCUUGGAAUCAUGUCAAUUUGUUUCUGUCAGAAACAUACUUGGGCGAGUACACAGCAUUCUCAGCCAACUUGUACAACUCUUCCGGGUUAUUACACAAAGGCAAAAGCUUUGGAGACAAGUACCUGCACUUGGUCACUGGAACACAGGAUUCCAGGUUUCCUCUAGUACACUCCAUGCUGUUCUCCAAGGCUCUCACUGCUGCUGACGUCAUGUUUUCUCAGAGGAUUUAUCCGGAUGAAGGUCACGGGAUGACGGGAGUGACCCAGCAUUUGUACGAGUCAAUGGAGAAAUUCCUCAGGGAGUGCCUUCAUCCAGUGUCGGAUCCGUUUGAAGAGCAGCGAGACAUUCGCAAGUCGAGAGUGAAGAUGCACAAAAUGGGCAAGAUUUCUUUGUCGGACGAUGAAAAGCCUUGGAACAAGUUUGAUCAUUUCUAGGGAUUAUUUUAAAUCCCGCAUUUGUUCCCCGUUUUUUUUUUCUAAGUCAUUUUCAAACUUGCCUCAUCCCUGCAUUUUUUUUAGUUGCACUAAAUUUCUACAAGAAGGGAAAGGAAAAAGAAAAAUUAAAAUUUGAACCCAUAUAUACUGUAUAUUCAAUUUCAAAGAAAUGCUGCCCUUGGAAUGAUAGGGUACUGUAUGUUAAGGGGUGUUCUCACAGAUUUUGUCUGUCUUUUGUUUCUAUGUCAUAUGAUGUGGGUGUAAAAGAUUUUUCCAAUAAUUGUAACAUUUGAUCAUUUUCUGGAAAAUGCUGUACUUAGAUUAUCAUGGUUUAAAACCCAUGUCAUUAUUGCUAUUUCAUAAAAAAUAAAGAAAGCUAUUUCAUGAUUUUACAGAGUUACAGAAGUCUAGGCACAUGCUCUCCAAGUUUUCCCUCAAAACUUUUGAAACAUAUUUUAAAAGGGAAAUUUUCAAGGCCAAACAUUCCUUUUCUCAUUAGAAAAAAAAAUUCUCUCAAUAUGAAAAUACUUACUUUUAUUAUGCUGAGUAUGAAGAUUAUGCAAAAAUGUGAAUUGCCAGGGCUGCAAUUGAGGAAAAUGGUCAAAAAUUUAAUAAAGAUUAAUUUCUAAAAGGUUUAAAUUGUUAUGAAAUCACCAUGCUGGAGUAUUUGACUCAGAAACUUUAUCCGAAUUAUGGACUUGACAUGAUUCUUGCCAUUGUAUGUACUAUAAACUUUUUUUUUCUGUGGAGUUCUGUGAUCUGGUACCAAUCCUAUAGGUGUCGCCCCUAAAUAGUAAUUGAAGCAUAAUCUUUUCUUGGUUGUGGCAGUUGAAACUUUUUUUUUUUGAAUUUUGUUACCAUUUCAGCAGCAAUUGAUAUUUAUCUCUCUUUUUUUUUUUGGAAGUUGAGGAUGAAAAUGUGGAGAGUCUUGUUUUUGCAUCUUGGUGAAAGCUGUGAUUUCGGUGUCAAUCCUAGGUGUCAUUCCAGAAUACUCGCUUUGUGUUCUCGACGAAUGUUGUGCGAAAAAUUUUGCGAAAGCUUGUUUAUUUAUACCCGCCCUCCCCCCUCGUUUUUUUGCACGUGGACCAAAAAAAAAAAAAGAGUAGGAAUUACUCAAAGUCUGCCUCACCUCGAAGCACUAUUUAAUACCAAUUUGUGAUCCCUUUCGGGAGGAGUUUUAGCGAAAUUUUGUGAUCCUUAUAGAAGAGUUUUUAAUCGAGUGUAGUUGAUUCAUCGGAAAUGUUUUUAGGCAACGCGGAAAAAGGUGUUCCAUAUCUAUAGAAACUUGAAAUACUCUCGUUUCAGCUUGGAUAUAUUGUUUGUGAUUUUUUCCGGCUCCUGAAGUCGUGGCUUUUUUAAAUGGCGAAUUUCUCCCAAUAACCGUAAGGUUUUGUUCUGUUUUUUUUUGCAUAUUAUGGCGCAAAAUCACAAGCAAUGCCUGGGGAAAAAAAAAUCCUGGAAUAAAGAAAAAAAAUCGAGCAAUUUCAUCAAAACAA
Notodromas monacha is the source of this 5131-nucleotide messenger RNA. Lineage: Eukaryota; Metazoa; Arthropoda; Ostracoda; Podocopida; Cyprididae. The record is from the annotation of a GenBank genome assembly.